ACUUUGCUGUAGCGGCGUGCGUUACCUCGAAUCGCAACCCGUACCCGGAAGUUUGUCUACGUAAUGCGUGUAAAAUAUAAAUUCCGUUCCGGAACAAUACAAUUUUUUUACAACUGGAGCGUGACCUCGUCAAAUAUUAUCUCACGAUGAAUUUUAAUGAUUUAACGGUGAAGCUACAUUUGCCAGGUGACUCAGAGAGAGAUUGUGGUGCAGUGGUUCUCAGUAAAAGACCAGCUGCAGACAGCAGCAACCGCGACACUCAGGUUUGCGACAAAUCCCUCUCGUGCGCGCCAGCAGUUUCGGCGCUGGAAAAGGCAACAACUACCCUCGAAGACGGUAAUAGUGGGUGCUUGGAAUUAAUGGCGGCAGAAAUACCUGAGAAAGAACCGAAAGAUGAGAACAUUAAUAAGAUCGAGCGCAGCAUGCCUGCGACUGGAAUUGGAUGGAGAACAACAAACAUUCUCUCUCAGUACCUUCGCCCUCCAAGACCUGGAUCAUGCGACUGGAGGGAUAUGGCCGAAGAAAUGGGAUUCAGUUAUCAACUUCAUAUCCAGAACUUUGCUCUUGAAUCCGAUCCAGUAGCCAAAGUUUUAUCUGCUUGGUGCACCAAACCCGGGAGUAAUGUUGGAAAGCUCCUUGAUAUCAUAGAGAAGAUUGAAAGACAUGAUGUCUUGCAUGAACUGCCUGCAUUUCUUGAAGAAGACUGUAAGCGAUGGAAACGAACUCAAGCUGAAGCCAGAGAUCCCAUUCAAGUACCAGAGGUCACUGGCAAUUUUGCGUCCUCUACAUCAGACGAUCUGAGAGGAAUCACACUCAAUGAUUCCCCAUCUGGUCCACCAGAGAUGUUUGAUGCUUACGUUUGUUUUGCUAUGGCUGAUCUGGAGUUUGUACAACAAUUGAGGAGCCAGUUGGAAUCCGAGCCUCAUAACUACAAACUCUGCAUCGAUCAAAGAGAUCUGCUACCAGGAGGCUCGCAUGCUCUUGUCACUGCAGAAAUAAUUAAAAACAGGUGCAAUAAAAUGCUGGUAAUUCUAUCGCCUGAGUUUCUCCAGAGCCCUAGCUGUGACUUUCAAACCAAGUUUGCUGUUUCCUUAGAACCCGGUGCAAGGAAGAGACGGAUCAUCCCAAUCCUGGUCAAACCAUGUGACCUUCCUCUCAUCAUCAGACACAUCACGUUGUGUGACUUUACCAAACAGGACCUUCGACCUUGGCUUUGGGAUCGUCUGCGUAAGGCCAUGUCCAUCCGCUGACCGGUCAAUCCCUGAGGAGUGACCGUCACGACACCAGGGGGGUGUUUCACAAAGAUUCUAAGUUAUACUUAUCUCUAAGUUGGACUUACCGGUAGCAAUUAUGGAAAGCCGUUA
Messenger RNA from Strongylocentrotus purpuratus (purple sea urchin), 1364 nucleotides. RefSeq names its product myeloid differentiation primary response protein MyD88. Bases 147 to 1250 code for a protein of 367 amino acids. Gene Ontology annotation, biological process: defense response to Gram-positive bacterium; Toll signaling pathway; MyD88-dependent toll-like receptor signaling pathway. The record is from RefSeq and is a predicted model, not a curated record. Gene Ontology annotation, molecular function: TIR domain binding; Toll-like receptor binding. NCBI's taxonomy places the organism in Eukaryota, Metazoa, Echinodermata, Echinoidea, Camarodonta, Strongylocentrotidae. The transcript has 6 exons. Gene Ontology annotation, cellular component: plasma membrane.